Molecule: messenger RNA, 1023 nt
Organism: Linnemannia hyalina
Lineage: Eukaryota; Fungi; Mortierellomycota; Mortierellomycetes; Mortierellales; Mortierellaceae
Source: the annotation of a GenBank genome assembly
AUGUGUGGCUUUGGCGAGAAGGACCGUCGACCCGUCGACCCGCCCCCAAUUGUCCAGCUUCUCCUCGACGAACAGCACAAUCAGCACCCUGCGAGACGCGCACAUCGGUCUGCUAUUGCUGCUGCCCUCGCCGCCGCUGCUUCUACUGGGAAGAAAGGGAGCUCGGCCAAGAAAAAGGGCACGGGAGCAGGAGCAGGAGCAGGGAGGAAGGCCAAGGGCGGGAAGAAAGUCGGAGCAGGAGGACAAGAGGAAGAUGCGGAUGAGGAGAGUGUGCAGGGGGAUCAUGAGGAUGAUGAGGGGGAUGAGGCUUAUCACCAGGAAGAGACGAGCGAUGCCGACGAGGCUGGUGGAGACAAGAAAUCUUCUUCGUCUCGCAAUGGUCGGUCCCAAAGAGGAGGAGCAGCCAAGAACCCAAAGCACGAGCACGGCACUGGAUCUACAUCCUCACCCUCACUCGGCAAACACGGCCGCCAACCAAAUAAGAGCGAUCACUCCAACAGCGACUCGGAUAACAACAGCGACUCUGAAAACGACAACGACAAUGUCGACGGAAACAACGGAGACCUGGACGAACAGGACCCGCUCUUCGUUCUCCACGUCUCCCUCUGGUCGCACGACGGUACUGAAGUCCGCAACAUGAUUGCAACACCUGGACAAUCCGACCCUCCCAAAUUGACCAGGAUCUUGAUGGGGUCCUUGGUAGUAUCCCCGAUCCUGUUGAAUAACCCAGAGGGUGUUCCGGGGUGGUAUUUCAGUUUCCCGGACUUGAGUAUCAGGACGGAAGGGACUUAUACCCUCAAGUUCUCUCUUAUGCGCUUUGGAAGUUUUGACUUUUCGAGCAGUGAGGAUGGACAAACUUCCCUCCUGGUCGCAGAAGAGACCAGCGACCCCUUCCAAGUCUUUUCCGCAAAGAAGUUCCCUGGCAUGACUGAAUCGACGGAGCUGUCAAAGGCAUUCGCGAAGCAGGGACUCAAGAUCCCCAUCAGGAACGACCUCCGUGUCCGUAAAGCCGACCGCGACUAG